AUGUCUCAAGUCCGAGUUGCAGUAACCCAAGCCGAGCCAGUCUGGCCUGACCCAAACGCAACGUUUGUAAAAACGUGCAAACUCACCAGCGAAGCAGCGGAGAAUGGGUAUCCAGCUGUCCUCAAACCCAACCCAUUUCCAAAUCCAAUUCUAACAUACAAUGAGUUCAAGUUCCACGACAGCGCCGCCACCUGCAAAAUAGUCGUCGUCCUCGGCUUCUCAGAGGAUACCAAUGAUUCACUAUAUAUCGCGCAGGCAAUCCUCGACGCAGACAGCGGGAUCCGGCCGACUACGAAGAGAACCAAAGCGAGGCAUAUGGAGCGGACGAUCUUUGAUGAUUCAUUCGGUGAUUGUCUAGACGGUGUAGCUGAUAUAGCAGCCGGCCGUGUCGGUGCAUUAUCUUGUUGGGAACCUAUCCAGCCUUUAGUAUAUAUGCAUAGCGAGAGCAAAUUCAUGUUGCUGCUUGGCCGCCGCUUUUUGAUGAUGGGGAGGGGUUGUAUUCUAUGUCGCGGAAUGAUCAGUUUCAUCGGUGACUUGAGUUAA
Messenger RNA from Penicillium antarcticum, 543 nucleotides. RefSeq lists its product as uncharacterized. The record is from RefSeq and is a predicted model, not a curated record. The transcript is spliced from 3 exons. Bases 1 to 543 code for a protein of 180 amino acids. Gene Ontology annotation, molecular function: catalytic activity. NCBI's taxonomy places the organism in Eukaryota, Fungi, Ascomycota, Eurotiomycetes, Eurotiales, Aspergillaceae.